Molecule: messenger RNA, 5040 nt
Organism: Botrytis fragariae
Lineage: Eukaryota; Fungi; Ascomycota; Leotiomycetes; Helotiales; Sclerotiniaceae
Product: putative mitochondrial aaa atpase protein
Exons: 6
Coding region: 1-5040 (1679 amino acids)
Cellular component (GO): mitochondrial outer membrane
Molecular function (GO): ATP binding; ATP hydrolysis activity
Source: RefSeq, a predicted model, not a curated record
AUGCUUUUCAAACAUACAACGCAGAAGAAUGGCAAUGUCAACCAGAAGGCGGUUGUCUUUUCUGGAAGAUUAAGACCGAAGAUCAUUGAUGUUAAACUUCCAGCUCAAUGGCUUCGAGAAUGUCAAGAUAACCAUGCGGAAUCAAGCGCAUACAAGGAAAGUUCGUGGAUUGUUGAUCAAAGGCACCGUGCUAAUCUUUUGAAUAGCGAAAUUCCAAUAUUUCGGCUAUUUGACGUGCGGGAAAGUAAGAUUGUGGAGUUUCGUGAUGUCAAUAUUGCAUAUUUUGAGUACGCAGCAUUGAGCUAUAUGUGGGGUGGCCCUCAAAAAACAGUUCUCUUAAAAGAUAAUCGGAAAGCGCUCCAAGAAUCAGGCUCCCUCAAUGGAUGCAUUUCAAAGACUGUUCAGAACGCGAUCGGAUUUUCACAACAAUUAGGAAUCCAACAUCUGUGGGUUGAUGCCCUGUGUAUAAUUCAAAGCGACGAUUCUGACAAAGCCAUACAAAUUGGUAAAAUGGGAAGCAUAUAUGCCCAUGCAAAAGUCACUCUUAUCGCUGCUUCUGGGAGAAAUUCCGAAGCUGGAUUACCAGGAUUUCGAACUCCUCGAACAGGAAAACAGACACAAAUUCUCAUUUCUAGGGUCGAUACCCAAUUUUCUAUGAAGCUAAUGAGAACAUUAAAUCCUCACAAUAAUGGCUUCUCAUUCUCACACCAGCUUGAUGAUGCUGAAUGGAGUCGGAGAGGAUGGACUCUACAAGAAAGAGCACUGUCAAGACGCAGUAUUAUUUUCACUGAUCAACAGCUUAUAUGGGCCUGUAAACAGUGCCAUAGAACUGAAGAGACCUACUGCGAAACUUCAUUAGCACACACAAGCUGGUUUAGGCUCCAAGAAACAGAGUACUUUCUCGAUACCUCCCUCCGCAGCUUCUUCGCUUCUGAUGAUGUUAUUGAGCAAACUUGGUAUCGAUUUAGACUUCUAGUCCUUGAUUUCACUAAAAGGCAGCUUACUAACCCUGGAGAUGCGCAUGACGCUAUUCAUGCCAUUCUAGAACAAGUCAAGCACUUAACCGGCGAUACUUUCCUAUGGGGAUUACCUACAACGAAUUUUGAGAUGGGGCUUUGCUGGGAACCCAGCUCACCACUCGGCGUUAGGAAAAGGAAGGAUUUAACGGUGUUGAAAACUACAUCUUUGAAUAGAAGAGUACCAUUUCCAUCCUGGUCUUGGUUGGGCUGGCACAAUGCAAUUAGUAUACGCGUGGAGGAAAGGUAUCGAGAUCUAGGUAUGGAUCCCGAGAUUAUAUGCUAUGUACUUCGAAAUUCACCACUCCGAUUAGUUCGGGUACUAAGAAUUUCUUCAGACGUCCCUGGAGAACAAACUCGUUUUCAUCCGUUGCAAUCACAACAAUCUAGCCCAAAUGCGAUUUCAUUGGAGGACAUUCCAAAGCACUAUCCAGACUUGGGAGUUGACAAACUUGACGACACCCCAGAUGACCAACUCAUAUUUUUCUGGGCAGAAGUCGCUCAGUUCGAGGUCUCGGAAAUCAUGACGAUGGCGUUCGAGAGUUCAAAAAAUACCCCAUGGGAACCUCGAUAUACCUAUAAGCAGCGUGAUAUCAGGGAUACGAAUGGCAAUGUGGUUGCGCAAACAGCAUAUUGUGAUUUCGAAGAAAAUGCGCGGGAAAAUGGAACAUCAUGUAUAGAAGAGCCUGAAGCUGGUGGUGGUACUUACGAUUUUGUCCUAAUUGCCAACAACAAUCCACCAGAUCCGGAGUCUAAACCUUCCAAAUUGUAUUGCAGGUCGAGAGAAAGAAUGGAGUCAUGUAUAGGGUCAACAAUGCAGAGAUACCAGAGGAAGCUUGGAAAAGAUCGGAAGCAAGAAGAAUGCUGGUGGCUCUUGGUUGAUAGAAUUAUAAUACUGAACCUGAAGAUUUUUGGAGGCGCAUUAGCUAAUGCUAUAUGGUUUAAAUAUUUCAAACGCUUCUACGAACGAUUCCCAAUUUCCCCCUUGAAGUAUUCGCUCGAUAAAGAGCACGAAACGUACCGGAUGCACGCCGUAGCAUUGCGAGCUCUUCGCACACAUAGACACCCUCUCUCGCGACAGACAUGCCGAAUCAUCGCAGGCUGCAGGUUUCCCCCUCCCCGGCGCAACUUCCACCGUUCAGCAAUUUCCUAUAGUACACCCGAUGAUCCAGCAACUCCGGAAAAUGAUAAAGAGGCAAGAGCAGGCAUAGAGGAUAUCCCACGGAUACCUGAAGAUGGAGAGCAGGAAAACACAACAGAUGUCCCGCAAAACCCCACGGAAGCAGAAUUAGAGAAUCCAGUAGCAGAAGAUUCUAUACAGCCAGUCGAAAAUAUAGACCCUGAGCAAAGGUCUCGCGGGAGGCUUUCGGGGAGAACUUUACGAGCAAAUCGUCAAAAACAGCCGGAGGGUCUGCCGCCGAUAAUACUGCCGGAUUGGUUUUGGAAUAAUGUCAAACUGGUCGAGGAGCUACCGCAGACAGGCUCACUCGCUGUUUACUAUGGCGGUAACGUCCCAGAAUUUGUUGAAAGUUCUCCAGGCCCCGAAGCAACAGAGAAGAUGAGCCAUGCAAUCAAAUCUAUCGUUGAAUGCGACCUCCCUCCUACCGAGAAAGCAAGAUAUAGCAUGCAUGUUGAUGUUUACAAAGAAAUAUUGGCAUCCAUCAGAGCGGGUCUGAAAUUGCGCCCUUCACAAGCUGUCUUGGAUGGGAAAAAUAUCAUGAGGCCCAUUCUCCACUUGCUGUGCCCUAAAGACGGAGGAACGUUAUAUCUAGACUCUGUCGUGGAGACCAUUUCGACCAAACUAGGAGCUGAUCUUAUACGUUUGGAUCCAGUCGAUAUAGCCCAGAUUUUAGGGCCAUAUAUCGAUGAGAACCUAGCUUGGACGGGGUCAAAAGCAUCCCUUUUGGGUUAUGAAACUUCUAGAAUGGCAGGCAGGCUGGAGGAUUAUGAGAAAGAUUCAAGCACGUUACCUGAAGACAUAGAGGGGGUUGAGGAGGAAGAGAUGACGGGCAUGAGCAAAAAGGCUGGUCCCGCAAUUGCUUUCACCGCGUCAAAUUCUUCCGAGGCACAGAAAAAGCUCUCGGCAAUUUUUAGCCGGUUAAAGGGGGCCCUUACCCCGGCAGCGGAGAAUAACAGGCGUUCAUCAGAUGUUGUGAUGCCAUUUGCUACUUUCGCCGACCCCAACUUUUCGGCUUCUAGCAAUGGUAAUUCGUCCUUUGGCAACGUGAAAUCUAACGCUGAACAGUGGAACGAUUUGAAGACUACGGCUUUACUUGAGUCAUUUGUUGCUGCCGCCGAUUCAAAACGUGCAUCGGAGUCUUCAGGUGCGGAUGCAACCAAUACCAAAGAUUUAAUCAUACAGGUUCGUGACUACAAGGAUUUGACUAGAACAUACGAUGGUUACAAUAUUAUUGAUAAACUGCGGACGGUGGUCACCAAACGCUGGCAGUCCGGACGAAAUAUAAUAAUGGUUGGAACAAGUUCCCUAGAACAAGGAGAAUCCGAGCUUUCAUCAGCAGGUAUUCAACAUCUUCAAUCGGACAUAGUUGAGGGCGAGAAAAGAACUAUAUUCGUCCCACCAGACCGAAGAGCGGAACAGGAUACAAUAUUCGAAUCUGAUGACAAGUUACGUAUCCGAACUUUGAACAUACGGCAUGUUGAGGAUAUGAUUACAAAACUUUCGGGGGAUACGCCCGUGACUGUGGAUAUAGAAAAAGACCUCGACGUCGCGUGGGUAGUAUCUGCUGGUUUAGACGAUGCAGUUUGGCAUUAUGCCCGUGUGCAAAGGCUUGCAACGACUAUCCUAGGAUUAGAAAAUAGCCCAGAAAUCAUAGAUGGGCCAACAUUUUGGAAAGCUCAACAGCUGCUCUCCGAAAGUGACAAUGCAAAAUUUUCUUGGGGCGCAGCAGAGUUGAAGGAGGAAGAUAAUGAUGUGAACAAGAUGCUUGAUGAGAUCAACGCUUCACCGAAGAAGACAGAUAUCAGAGAAAAGCUCAAGCAAAUUCGAAAAACGUGCACUCCUCAUGAGAAAAAGCUGCUCGGGGGUGUCGUUAUACCGUCGGAUAUUCAUACCAAGUUCGAAGAUGUUCACGCUCCAAAGGAGACUGUAGAGGCACUAAAAACAUUGACCAGUUUGUCAUUGAUACGGCCAGAGGCUUUCACUUAUGGUGUUCUGGCUACUGAUAAAAUGCCUGGUUUGCUCCUGUAUGGACCGCCUGGAACCGGUAAGACGUUACUGGCUAAAGCAGUAGCGAAAGAGAGUGGCGCAACAGUUCUUGAAAUUAGCGGUGCUGAAGUGAACGACAUGUAUGUUGGUGAAGGCGAGAAGAAUGUCCGAGCGAUCUUUUCGCUAGCCAAGAAACUUUCACCCUGUGUUGUAUUUAUCGAUGAGGCAGAUGCUAUAUUCGCUGCCCGUGGUGAUACCAAACGCUCAACUGCCCACAGAGAGAUGAUUAAUCAAUUUCUACGAGAAUGGGAUGGCAUGAACGAUUUAUCUGCCUUCAUCAUGGUCGCUACCAAUCGACCAUUCGACCUCGAUGAAGCUGUACUGCGCCGGCUGCCUCGAAGACUUCUGGUUGACCUGCCCGUUGAAAAGGAUCGCGAGUCUAUUCUCAAGAUCCACCUCAAAGAUGAGAUUAUCGACUCAUCAGUCUCUCUUGCCGAACUUGCGAAAAACACACCCUUUUACUCUGGAUCGGAUUUAAAGAACCUUUCGGUCGCAGCUGCAUUGGCAUGUAUCAGGGAAGAAAAUGAACUUGCCACUAAGCACGAAGGCGAUACCCCUUAUACGUACCCCGAGAAACGUAUCCUCACCAAACAACAUUUCGACAAGGCAAUGGAGGAAAUCAGCGCAAGUAUCAGUGAGGAUAUGAGCACGCUCUCUGCAAUCCGCAAGUUUGACGAGAAAUACGGUGAUAGGAAGGGAAGAAGGAAGAAGAGUGCUGGAUUGGGCUUCGGUGGUACGACAGUUCCCGAAAAGGAUUCCGAAGCGGGAAGAGUCAGGAAAUCACCAUUGGCGGUGUAG